Messenger RNA from Nerophis lumbriciformis (worm pipefish), 1816 nucleotides. The record is from RefSeq and is a predicted model, not a curated record. NCBI's taxonomy places the organism in Eukaryota, Metazoa, Chordata, Actinopteri, Syngnathiformes, Syngnathidae.
AAUAAGUACGCAGACCUUCCAACAUGAAUAGCUUUGCUGCUCCCUAGUAGGUGGCGACUUGUGGAGGGAUGGAUGGACAUCAGAACAGGUGGAAGAGCCUGAGAGGAGAAGGAAUGACACGGGAGGCUUCAGCCAACAGUCUUGGCACAGCAGAGACAGGAGGAGAUAUGCGGACAUCAUAUAUUAUAAUUCCUACAAAGCAUGGAGCCGAUGCCAAGUGAAGCUUCCGUGGAGGAGAUGAAGUGGUACGAGCUCCUAAUGCCGCUCUACGAGCCUGGAGAUGAGAUGGGCUAUCUGGGAGACCGUCAACCUCAUCCACCACAACCCACACCUAUCGACCCCGAGGACCCGCCACUGUCCACUUUGUUGACAGGAAGUGAGGAGCACGGCCACUCGGGCGACUUCUACCCCCAGGGAAACACUGUGGAGCAGUCUGACAUGUCGUACCAACAGUGCCUUGAAGAACCUCCGAUGACCCUGCCAGAGUGUACAACAUGGCCUUUUGUUGAAAUGCAGCUAAAUGAUCAUCCGCAGCUAAAUGAUCAUCCUUCUCCCCCAACAAAGGUCUUCACAUCAAAUCGAAGGAGGAAACGCAACGUUCAGGAGGACGGUAGCAAGGCCUACAUUAAAAAGCCCCCAAAUGCCUUCAUGAUCUUCAGGCAAGAGCAGAGGCUAAAGGUCAUGGCUCAGUUUGAUAUCCGGGACAGCGCUGUGGCCAAUAAGGUCCUGGGUCACAUGUGGAAGUCGCUGUCAGAGCCCGAGCAGGAAAAAUAUUACCAGCAAGCAGACGUGGAAAAACGGCUUCACAGCCAGAUGCACCCAAACUGGUCCUGCACAGACAACUAUGGCAGAAAGAGAAGGAAGCAGAUGGAGGAGUUGCCAAUAGGGAAUCCAUCAAUGAAAGUGUGACUAAACCAACCAUUGAACAAAACGUCACCAUAAUCGACUUAAAAUUAUAACUAUGAAAUCAUACAAAAAUCCAUGUAAAAUAUUCCUCCCUUAUUAUGAUCAUAGUGUACAAUAAUAUACACAGCAGACCAAAAUGACACUAUUAUUAUGUUUGUUGUGUACUGGAGCUAUAAACUCCGUCACGUUGCUUCAACAUUGUCACGUCAAAUGCCACUGUGUGACUAAAUAACACUGACUAAUAAAACAUAUAUGACAAAGGUUAGAAAGAAAAAUACUUUUUAAGCUACAAUAUUUCUAAAAUGUCAUUUUGUUUGUUUGAAUAACUUACUAACUUGGAUACAUUAUCAGACCAUGAAGGUCAUCACGUUUGGUUUGUUUGGGCUCCUCUUAGUGGACAUUUGAUAGUACAGCGGGUCAAAAAACUAGGGGACAAUAAUUUGAGGUAGUGUUCCCUCAAUUAUCGUGGGAGUUACAUUCCAGACCCUAGGUAGGUGCAUUUUGUAGGGACACUAUUAAGUAUUUUAUUGGAUUUUACAUACGCUCUCCACACAGCUCACACACACAAGGACUCGUUAAUGCGAUAAACGCGUAAAAUGUAUCUAAAAUAUUGAUAAACUUAAAUACUGUUGCUAAAAGGUACUAUUAUAUUUCACCAAAUUUCAAGGCCAGUGUCAUUAAGCGCAAUAAAUAUUGUACUCCAACACUCGCCAGUUUGCCACAUUCGUGAACUGUGGGCCUUUAAGUCAAGUGUCACUUUGCUGCCAUAUAGUGGGCUCUUGCUGUAACCACAGAUUUCUCAGAUUUCAGAUGCCAGACAGAACAUUUUCAGGCAAAAAUCAUACUCACUUCAUUGGUGUGAUAUGUCUAAUAUAUAGGAUUACAAAAUGAUAAACAAGCCUGUUUUAUU